Molecule: messenger RNA, 2106 nt
Organism: Talpa occidentalis (Iberian mole)
Lineage: Eukaryota; Metazoa; Chordata; Mammalia; Eulipotyphla; Talpidae
Gene: PIK3R3
Product: phosphoinositide-3-kinase regulatory subunit 3
Exons: 10
Coding region: 705-2090 (461 amino acids)
Biological process (GO): phosphatidylinositol phosphate biosynthetic process; insulin receptor signaling pathway
Cellular component (GO): phosphatidylinositol 3-kinase complex
Molecular function (GO): 1-phosphatidylinositol-3-kinase regulator activity
Source: RefSeq, a predicted model, not a curated record
UGGAGUCCGGGCAGAGCGAGCGUGAGGGGCGCGGGCUCUGGCGGGCUUGCCGCUGCCCGGCGAGAGCGCCCCGCGGAGCGGAGCUGCUGGACUCCCCGACGGGCCCCCUCCGGAGGCUGCAGCGCCCUCGGUUCCGAGCCCGACUGGAGCCGAGCCCAAGUCCUGACCCCUGAGGGGAUCGCUCUCUGCAGACCAGUGGGACCCCGAAACUUGAACGCAAUACCCAACCCCCUUUUUAUGCCCGCCUUUGUCACUUCUCCACCUUUCUCCCAACGGCCCCCCCUUUUUUUUUUUUCUUUUCUUUUUCUCCAUUCUCCCUCACGCGAAGGACACAGAAGUGGCUUCCGCGGAAAGAUCUGGAGGCGGUGGGAGCUUUUCUCUUUGGACAACGACUGUGUAGAAGGGAUUUUUGGGAAGCCUCGUUUUUAACACCUCAGCCCUCCUCCCCUCAAGCCUCCCUGUACCUCUCUGAGGAGGAAAACCCAUAAAUUGAAAGUUCGGGGGGGCAUUUUGCUGGGUGCUGUAGAAAGGACCCGGUCCUCGUCCUGGUAGUUGGCUGGACUGGUACCGGCCUUUGGAGAUCCCGAAGUACAUUUCCGUGUGGGACUUUUGCAGAUAUACAUUUUUAGAUUUUUAAGUGUCAGAUUAAAAAAAAAUAUAUAUGCUUUCUAUAUAUCUCCUGACGACCUGCCCCUGACAGCGCGAUGUACAAUACGGUGUGGAGUAUGGACCGCGAUGACGCAGACUGGAGGGAGGUGAUGAUGCCCUAUUCGACAGAACUGAUAUUUUAUAUUGAAAUGGAUCCUCCAGCUCUUCCACCAAAGCCACCUAAGCCAAUGACUCCAGCCAUUACAAAUGGGAUGAAGGACAGUUCUGUUUCUCUUCAGGAUGCAGAAUGGUAUUGGGGGGAUAUUUCAAGGGAGGAGGUAAAUGACAAAUUACGGGACAUGCCAGAUGGUACCUUUUUGGUCAGAGAUGCCUCAACAAAAAUGCAAGGAGAUUAUACUUUGACACUACGGAAAGGAGGCAAUAAUAAGUUAAUAAAGAUCUAUCAUCGAGAUGGUAAAUAUGGCUUUUCUGAUCCUCUGACAUUUAAUUCUGUGGUGGAGCUCAUUAACCACUAUCAUCAUGAAUCACUUGCUCAGUACAAUCCCAAACUUGAUGUGAAGUUGAUGUACCCUGUAUCCAGAUACCAACAGGAUCAGUUGGUAAAAGAAGAUAACAUUGAUGCAGUAGGCAAAAAAUUGCAAGAGUACCACUGUCAGUAUCAGGAAAAGAGCAAAGAGUAUGAUAGGCUAUAUGAAGAAUAUACCAGAACAUCCCAGGAAAUACAGAUGAAGAGAACUGCAAUUGAAGCUUUUAAUGAAACAAUUAAAAUAUUUGAAGAGCAGUGUCACACACAGGAACAACAUAGCAAAGAAUAUAUUGAGCGAUUUCGCAGAGAGGGGAAUGAAAAAGAAAUUGAACGAAUUAUGAUGAAUUAUGACAAAUUGAAGUCACGUCUGGGUGAGAUUCAUGAUAGCAAAAUGCGCCUAGAGCAGGAUUUGAAGAAACAAGCUUUGGAUAACCGGGAAAUAGAUAAAAAAAUGAAUAGUAUCAAACCUGACCUGAUCCAGCUGCGCAAAAUCCGAGAUCAGCAUCUUGUAUGGCUCAAUCACAAAGGAGUAAGACAGAAGCGCCUGAAUGCCUGGCUUGGAAUCAAGAAUGAGGAUGCUGAUGAGACCUAUUUCAUCAAUGAGGAAGAUGAAAACUUGCCCCAUUAUGAUGAGAAAACUUGGUUUGUUGAGGAUAUCAAUCGAGUACAAGCAGAGGACUUGCUUUAUGGGAAACCUGACGGUGCAUUUUUAAUUCGGGAAAGUAGCAAGAAAGGAUGCUAUGCUUGCUCUGUUGUGGCUGAUGGGGAAGUGAAGCACUGUGUGAUCUACAGCACUGCUCGGGGAUACGGCUUUGCAGAGCCCUACAACCUGUACAGCUCACUGAAGGAGCUGGUGCUCCACUACCAGCAGACCUCUCUCGUUCAGCACAAUGACUCCCUCAACGUCAGGCUUGCCUACCCUGUCCAUGCACAGAUGCCCUCGCUCUGCAGAUAAAGGGGGAAUGGGAAGA